Messenger RNA from Vitis vinifera (wine grape), 450 nucleotides. Its product is annotated as cell wall protein IFF6-like. The transcript is spliced from 2 exons. The coding region runs from base 1 to 450 and encodes 149 amino acids. The record is from RefSeq and is a predicted model, not a curated record. Lineage: Eukaryota; Viridiplantae; Streptophyta; Magnoliopsida; Vitales; Vitaceae.
AUGGAUAACAGGUCCGCCAAGCCAUUGAAGGAGGGAAAAUCUGUUAGAAUUCCCCCAAAGAGAGGUCAGAUAAAGGUCAAGAUAUUUGAGAGAGUGGUAGGGGUAGUGGCCGCCAAAAACUGGAUGGCAAGAGUUCAAACCAGCCCCGAGGAAGGAGGUAGUGGCAAUGGAGGUGGCCAUGGCGGCGACAGUGGCAGUGGGCAAAAAAACAAAGCAAUGGAAAACAAGUCCACUGACUCAUCCAAGGGGGGGAAGUCUGCCAAAAUUCCUCCACCAAGAGGUCAGGUACUGUUCAAGAUGUUUGAGCGAGUGAAAGGGGCAGUGGCCGAGAAAAACAGCAAGGCAAGAGUGCAAACCGGCCCAGAUGAAGGUGGCAGUGGCAGUGGCAGUGGCAGUGGCAGUGGCAAUGGCGGUGGCAGUGGCAGUGGCAGUGGUGGUGGAAACCAGUAA